This is a messenger RNA of Pecten maximus, 1368 nucleotides long. RefSeq names its product short-chain collagen C4-like. NCBI's taxonomy places the organism in Eukaryota, Metazoa, Mollusca, Bivalvia, Pectinida, Pectinidae. Bases 397 to 1179 code for a protein of 260 amino acids. The record is from RefSeq and is a predicted model, not a curated record. The transcript is spliced from 3 exons.
AUAUUCUACUAAAGUAUCGGUUUACCAAGUAGAUUCGACUGAAUUUUAAAUUCUGAAGAAUUCGACGACCAGGCGAUAGCGAAGAUGGUAUUUGUGAAACUUCACAGCUGCUCAAUAUAUUCACAUACAUAAAGUCUUGUCAUCUCACUUGUGGGUCUACCUAAAUUCAUGAUAGGAAUUUUGAACCGCAUCAUAUAACGAAUUCCAUUUUUCUGUAUACUCCUGGUAUUUGUUGAUAUAAUUCUGAAUAUAUGUUCACUUGUUUAUGAUACAUCAGAUAAUUGUUGUUCAACAAUUAUGUCAAGCAGAUAAGGUUUUUCAUUUUAUCGCUCCGGUCUAUAUAUAAGUACUAGCUAGUGUUCCUAUCGCCAUAUGUACAUCUAUACCAUUUAAGAAAUGUUCCGUAUCGUAUUCCCUUCAUUGUUAUUUGUCAUUGUUGUUUCUAUCAAUGGCCAGUCAAACAAUAAACGACUCUUAGUAGGUGACCCCCAGGAUAUCCAACAAGAGCUGAUCCGGAUCCAGUCGGAGCUACAGUUACAGCAACGUAAGACAGAAACACUACAAACGGCGAUUCAGACUCUGACGAUCGAAAACACCCAGCUGAAAACCAGUAUCUCAGGUAAUGGUGGUACCGUGUUUACGCGAUGGGGACGAGAGGACUGCCCAGAAAAUGUAACUACGUUGGUUUAUUCAGGGUACGCAGGCGGCUCGCACUAUAGCCAUUCCGGAGGAGCGGCGGAGUAUGUUUGUAUGCCAACUGAUCCUAUAUGGGGACCACACAAGGAUACACCUGUCUAUCAUGGCCACGCGGGUUACAUGUAUGGUGCCGAGUACGAGGAACCGACCGCAUUGUUUGGUGUUAAAAACACUCUACAAGACGUGCCAUGCGCUGUUUGUAUGACAAAACAAUAUUCCACUACGCUCAUGAUUCCCGGUCGAAAUGAAUGCUACACGGGUUGGACUGAAGCUUACCAUGGCGAUUUAGCUUCCGGCUACUACGGACAUACUGCGGCCUCCCAAUAUGUCUGCGUCGACUCGCAACCACAGGUUUUAGAAACAGGAAGUAGCGUCAACCAAAACGGCAAACUUUUCUACGGUGUCCAGUCGAAAUGUGGCCCUCUCCCCUGCCCCCCUUAUGAGAAUGGUAAAUUUCUUACGUGUGUAGUUUGCUUGGUGUAACAUUUCUUUUUAAUAAAAACAGUGUUUCGCGGCGACUUCGGAUUUCUUUAAGACUUCAUUUACGAACUAAAGUUUAAAACAAGUCUACACCAUGUACAUUUAUAGGUCACAAAUAAAGUACACGAAAGCUAAAUGCGAGAUUGUGAACUGUAAAGUUGCAUUAAACGAUGGUAAAGACAAUAUUGUAAA